AUGGCUGGCGAACAACCAUGUUAUACUAUUAUAUCAGUGCCGACGGACUAUGAAAUGCCCAAGGAUGAGACGCUCCGGGAGAAGUUUGAGAAUGGUAAGUUGUCUUCUUUGUUUUCGGAUUUUAGGUACUUUGAAAGAUUUGAAAUGGAUUGUAGAGGCUAUAAUUCAGUUUAUUGACUGCAAAUGGUAGUAUAUUUUUUUUUAUUAAAAACCAUAUUGUUACCUAUUUAUUUAUAGGAGAUCUCAAGGGUAAGCAAGAUGCCUUGAAGAAGCUAAUUUUGAUGCUCCAACAAGGCGAGAAACUGGCCCCAGGAAUGCUCAUGACCGUGAUUCGCUUCUGUUUGCCCAGUCCAGACCACACGCUGAAAAAACUGUUGCUGAUCUUCUGGGAGAUCGUGCCAAAAACGAGCAGUGAUGGAAAACUUCUUCAUGAGCUGAUCUUGGUAUGUGACGCUUACAGAAAGGAUCUUCAACACCCGAACGAGUUCAUUCGUGGAUCUACGUUGAGGUUUUUGUGUAAAUUGAGAGAACCCGAGCUUUUGGAGCCUCUGAUGCCCUCAAUCCGAAAAUGUCUUGAGCACAGGCACAGCUACGUCAGACGAAAUGCUGUUGUAGCUAUUUUUACGAUUUAUAGUAAGUUUUUGUUCGCUUUUAUGUGUUUAGGGUGUGUUUUUGGAGCCAAGCCUUGCAUAUUGAUGUUAAAUGUAAAAUUUUUGUAUUAAUUAUUACACCUUUUAAUGUAAAACUAAAUAUAAUCUUUACAAAUUUUUAGAGAACUUUGAAUUCUUGAUCUCUGAUGGCCCAGAAUUGAUUGCCAACUUCUUGGAGUCAGAACAAGAUGGAUCUUGUAAAAGGAACGCCUUCAUGAUGUUGCUGCACGUUGAUGAAGCCAGAGCCUUAGAGUAUUUGUCUGAAUGUAUAGAUCAAGUUCAUACUUUUACGGACAGUCUACAGCUUGUCAUUAUCGAGUUGAUCUACAAGGUUUGCCACAAGAACCCAACUGAACGGUCCAGAUUCAUCAGAUGUGUUUACAAUCUACUUCAGUCACAGUCUACAGCUGUCAAGUACGAAUCUGCAGCUACUUUGGUCACUUUGAGCUCUAUGCCUUCAGCUAUCAAAGCCGCCGCUUCAGUGUACAUUGAGUUGAUUGUUAAAGAAGCUGACAAUAAUGUUAAGGUAAAUGUUUGUUUGAUAUUUGGGUUUUAGGUAACAUUUGUUUGAAAAUAUGCGAUUUAUGUUUCAGUUUUUGGUAAAAAUCAAUAUGAACACACUUUUAAAGUGAUAUUGUUUCAGCUUAUUGUUCUUGACCGUCUGAUCGAGCUGCACGAGAACAUUCCAAAUGAGAAGGUGCUUCAAGACCUAGUUAUCGACGUGCUUCGCGUUCUGUCAGCUACUGAUCUUGAAGUAAGAAAGAAGAUUCUUCAACUGGCUUUAGACUUGGUUACCUCACGAAACGUGAACGAGAUGGUUAUGUUCUUGAAGAAAGAAAUCGACAAGGCACAGAACGAUGGCCAAGAGAACAAUGGAGCCUACAAGCAGUUGCUGGUCAGAACUCUGCACAGAACAACGAUCAAGUUCCCAGAUGUAGCUCAACAGAUCUUUCCGGUCCUCAUGGAGUUCUUGUCCGAUGACAGUGAGUUGGCCGCGAAUGAUGUAUUGGUAUUUGUGAGAGAAGCGAUUGGAAAGCUGGCUCACUUGAGGCCGGUCAUUUUGCAGCAACUUUUGGUAAGUUAUCGCUUUGGUAGUAUAAUAAUGUUGUUCAAACGUAUAUUAAUAUGGAAUUGUGCUUACGUUUUUUAAAAAUUAUGGAAACCGUGUUUUUCAUUGACCAUUAGGCUUAAAUAUCAAAUUUGUGACUAUGUUUUCUAGUUUCAUUUAAUUAAAAUAUGCUUUUUAGGAAGUUUUCCCAUUGAUCCGUAACGUCAACGUCUACAGAUCAGCUCUCUGGAUCCUCGGAGAGUUUGUGGACACUGGUGUAGCCGUCGAAAAGGUAUUCCAGGAGAUCAAGGACGGUUUGGGCCCAGUACCAUUCGUCGAAGAAGGGGAAGAGACUGAGCAAGUGGAGAAGAAAGAAACACAUCACAAAGAAUCAAAGCCGAAACAACUGGUCACAGCUGAUGGUACCUAUGCCACACAAUCAGCUCUGUCUACCGUGGCCAAGCCAGUCGAUGAUGACAAGCCAUUCAUAAGAAAACUCUUCUUUGAAGGCAAUUUCAGUAUUGCUUCUGUUUUGGCUACUUCACUCUCUAAACUUGUGUUGAAAUACAACCAGUUCUGUCAAAGUAAGUUAGUAUUAAGCUUUUUUCCAAAUUUAAGGUUUAUAUUUUGAUUUCUAAAUUUUAGGCAACAAUAUUUGUAAAAUACGUUUUUGCUAUUAGUUAUGAUGAUAAAUUAAAAUAUUUUUGUUUAAAAACGCUGUUUUAGAUACCACGAGUGUCAACAAACUGGCUGGUGAAGCCUUAUUGAUUCUGUCAUCAAUCAUCAGACUAGGAAGAUCGGAAAUCCCGGCCAAGAAGAUCACGGAAGACGACCUGGAUCGCCUGUCAACCAGUGUCCGAAUCAUCUCGGACAAAUGGCCAAGGGCUGAGGAAAUCCUGUUGGAAGAGUGCCGAACUUCAUUGGACUUGAUGCUGAAGGUCAAGGGGGACUCGGACAGACACGAGGAUGUCAACACCAAAAAGUCAAAGAUUAUUGAGGUAGAGUUUAGAAUUUUUUGGGUUUUAUUUGUGAGAAAUGGAAGCUGAAAUAUGAAAAAGUAUUUGAAACUUUAUGAAAACUUAGUUUUGAUAGUAUAAUUUGAUUAAAACGGCUUUUUUGUAAUUGAUCUUAAUACCUAAAAAUGGCUAAAAUUUAUGUUUCAGGCUGAUUCAACUAUCAAUUUUACUCAAUUGGCUUCUAAAGCCGGUGAAGUGACCGCCACAGCCAAUCUCUUCGAUCUAAGUUUGUCCCAAGCUCUAGGCACGGCUCCGAAAACAGCCAAGUUUGAUUUUGCAAGUUCUAAACUUGGCAAAGUCGAACAACUGGCUGGAUUCUCCGACGCAGUCUAUGCUGAAGCCUAUGUCAACGUCAAUCAGUACGAUAUUGUACUUGACGUCCUUGUGGUCAACCAAACCAACGACACGCUCCAGAAUUUGUCACUUGAGUUCUCGACUAUUGGAGAUUUGAAACUGAUGGACAAGCCGUCUCCAAUCACAUUGGCUCCAAAUGACUUUAGCAAUAUUAAGGCUACGAUCAAGGUUACAUCAACCGAAAAUGGAGUUAUUUUCUCGACCAUUUCCUACGAUGUUAAGGGUGCCACUUCGGACAGGAACUGUGUGUAUCUGAAGGAUAUCCACAUUGAUAUUAUGGUAUGUUGUAUCGUUUUAGAUAUUGUUUGUCAUCUUUUUUUUGGUUUAAAAUUUUUGGUAUGAAAUUUUAUGUAAUGCUUUCAGGACUACAUUGUACCAGGCCAAGUAACGGACACAGAGUUCAGGAAGAUGUGGGCUGACUUUGAAUGGGAGAACAAGGUCCCUGUCAAUACCAACAUCACAGAUCUUCGAGAGUACAUCGAGAACAUUGCCACCGCCACAAACAUGAAGUUGUUGACACAAGAAGCUGCUUUGGGUAAGAUAAUAUGGGGAUAAGAAGUAAAAUGGACCAAAAAGAUAAUUUGGGGGUGGUUUGUUUGCUUUUUUCAUUUUUGUCGAAAAAUAUAAAAAGGAUGUUAAUGGUUAAUAUUUUCAGCUGGCGAUUGUGGAUUCUUGGUUGGAAACUACUGUGCACACAGUAUAUUCGGUGAAGAUGCUUUGGCUAACGCUUCGAUCGAAAAGGCUGAUCCACUUGAUCCAAACAGUGCCAUUCACGGUUCGAUUCGAGUACGAGCGAAAUCGCAAGGAAUGGCAUUGAGUCUUGGAGACAAAGUAAGGAUUUUAUGAUUUGAAGGUUUAGAAAAGGCUAUUAUAAACCUGAAAGGUUAUAAAAACUUGUUUUGGAGUUUUAAAGUUAAUAUGAAAGGUUAAUUUUAUGUUUUAUAAGUUGGUUUUACUAUCUUAUAAAGAAGCUAAUAAUGUAACGUUAUUUUGACUUCCUUUCAGAUAACGAAUGCCCAAAAGAAGAAGCAAUCAGAUCAAGCCGCGUAA
Molecule: messenger RNA, 4118 nt
Organism: Bursaphelenchus okinawaensis
Lineage: Eukaryota; Metazoa; Nematoda; Chromadorea; Rhabditida; Aphelenchoididae
Source: the annotation of a GenBank genome assembly